GACAGGGACUUUGAGGGUCAGCGGUCAGAGUAGGUGGAGAGUCUCAGAGGAAGGAGUCCCCGGGGGCAGGGCCCCCCCCCCCCCACGCCAUGGCGAGCGUGGUGGUCAAGACAAUCUGGCAAUCCAAAGAGAUCCAUGAGGCCGGGGACCCCCCAGCGGGGGUCGAGAGCCACUCCCAGCUGGUCCCCGAGGCUCCUGGGGGGGUGAGCACCCCGGCCAAGGGGAUCACGAAGAAAAAGAAGGCCGUGUCGUUCCACGGGGUGGAGCCUCGGAUGUCCCACAAGCCAAUGCACUGGUGCCUGAACCUCAAGAGGUCCUCCGCCUGCACCAAUGUGUCACUGCUCAACCUGGCCGCGAUGGAGCCCACUGACUCCUCAGGGACAGACUCAACCACAGAGGACAGUGGCCCUCUUGCACUGCCGGUGCCCCCUGCCUCCCCCACCCUACCCUGGGCUUCGGAUGACCCAGACAUCUCGGAAAUACUGAGUGGGGUCAACAGUGGAUUGGUCCGUGCCAAAGACUCCAUCACCAGCUUGAAGGAAAAGACCACCAGGGUUAACCAGCAUGUGCAGACGCUGCAGAGUGAGUGUUCUGUGCUGAGCGAGAAUCUAGAGAGAAGGCGGCAAGAGGCGGAAGAACUAGAAGGCUACUGCAGUCAACUCAAGGUGAGCCGCAGCCGAGCAAGAGAAGGGUGGGGAGAAGGGAGCGGAAGUAGGAAGAAGGUGGAAACCGAGUGGGAUUUCAGACGGGCCAGUCCUCCUCGGCAACAGCAAUGGAGAGUCCAUCUAGACUCGAAACGGGGCUUCCCACUCUUCUCUUCCCCAUCCACUUACUUUCCAAUCUCGGGGAGUCAUUGGGCAGACUGGCGGGUGGAGGUGGUCGUGGGAGGCGAGCGGCCGGACGGUGUCACCCCGCCUUCCUUCCCCGCCCAGGAGAAGCUGCGUUAUCUCCAGCAGCAGCUCCAGAACGAGACACCGCGGAGGCAGGAGGCCGAGCUGCAGGAGCUGCAGCAGAAGCUGGAGGCUGGCCUCUCUCGGCAGGGCCUGGGCCCCCCCGCCCAGCCCCCUGGCUCCUCUGGCCCUCCGGGGAGCCCCAACGAACCCCCACGACCGCGCAGCAUGGCCUCAGGCGGUUGGGGAAUGGGGCCGCGGGCGGGGGAGGGCCCCGUCGUGAGCGAGCAGGAGUUGCAGAAGGUCUCUGCCGGCCUUGAGGAGCUGAGGAGGGAGGUGUCCUCGCUGACUGCCCGGUGGCAUCAGGAGGAGGGGGCGGUACAGGAGGCCCUGCGGCUGCUCGGGGGCCUGGGCGGCAGGCUCGACGGCUUCCUGGGCCAGUGGGAGCGGGCGCAGCGUGAGCAGGCGCAGACCGCGCGGGGCCUACAGGAGCUGCGGGGCCGGGCGGAUGAGCUGUGCACCUUGGUGGAGCGAUCUGCAGUGUCUGUGGCUUCCCUGAGGAGCGAACUGGAGGGGCUGGGCCCAAUGAAACCUAUUCUGGAGGAGCUGGGGCGGCAAUUUCGGAGCUCUCGAAGAGGGUCUGACCUCUCCAUGACCCUGGAUCGGCCGCCCCAAGGUUCCUGUGCCCGCUGUGCCAGCCAGGGGCAGCAGCUGUCCACAGAGUCCCUGCAGCAGCUACUGGAGCGAGCACUGACCCCCCUCGUGGACGAGGUGAAGCAGAGGGGCCUGGCUCCCGCCUGCCCCAGCUGCCAGAGGCUACACAAGAAGAUUCUGGAGCUGGAGCGCCAGGCCUUGGCCAAACACGUCAGGGCAGAGGCCCUAAGCUCCACCCUUCGGCUGGCCCAAGACGAAGCCUUGCGGGCCAAGAACCUGCUGCUGACCGACAAGAUGAAGCCGGAGGAGAAGGUGGCCACUCUGGACUACGUACACCUGAAGAUGUGCUCCCUCCACGAUCAACUCAGCAACCUGCCACUUGAGGGGUCCACAGGGACGACGGGGGGAGGAAGCGGUGGGGGAGCUCCCCCAAAACGUGGGGGCCCAGCCCCUGAACAAUAAAUGGCCUCUCAUGCUGGCAUGAAA
Molecule: messenger RNA, 2030 nt
Organism: Panthera uncia (snow leopard)
Lineage: Eukaryota; Metazoa; Chordata; Mammalia; Carnivora; Felidae
Gene: TSKS
Product: testis specific serine kinase substrate
Exons: 10
Coding region: 90-2006 (638 amino acids)
Cellular component (GO): centriole
Molecular function (GO): protein kinase binding
Source: RefSeq, a predicted model, not a curated record